This is a messenger RNA of Nezara viridula (southern green stink bug), 792 nucleotides long. Lineage: Eukaryota; Metazoa; Arthropoda; Insecta; Hemiptera; Pentatomidae. The record is from the annotation of a GenBank genome assembly.
GUUUAACCAUCUGGUAGCCACCCUUAUUAAAUAAUUUAUUGUAAAUUGUACAAAAUAAUGUUGGUCAAAUUAAAUGUUCUCCUGGGCUGUUGUUUGGAGACUUUUAUUCCAGGAACAAAAAUCAGAUAUUUAGAAGAAGGACUUUGAUUGAUUUUCAUUAGUUAUAUCAUAGUAUAUUUUUAUUUGUCUGUUUUCAGUUCGUUGAAGUUACAGAAGAGGCUAGCAGCCUCUGUUAUGAGAUGUGGUAAAAAAAAGGUUUGGUUAGACCCAAAUGAAAUUAAUGAAAUAGCCAAUACAAAUUCAAGACAAAACAUCAGGAAGUUAAUCAAAGAUGGUUUUAUUAUCAAGAAACCCGUUGCAGUACAUUCCAGGGCCCGUGUUCGUAAAAAUACUGAAGCCAGAAGGAAAGGUAGGCAUUGUGGUUUCGGUACAAGGAAAGGUACUGCUAAUGCAAGAAUGCCAGCGAAGGUGUUGUGGGUGAACAGAAUGAGGGUUCUUAGGCGGUUACUGAAGAAGUAUAGAGAAGCCAAGAAAAUUGAUAGGCAGAUGUAUCAUGACUUAUACAUGAAAGCAAAAGGUAAUGUUUUUAAAAACAAGCGUGUAUUGAUGGAAUUUAUUCAUAAGAAGAAAGCUGAAAAAGCUAGGUCCAAAAUGCUCCGUGAUCAAGCUGAAGCCAGGAGGCAAAAAGUUAAAGAAGCAAAGAAGCGGCGAGAAGAAAGGAUCACAAUGAAGAAACAAGAAAUAUUACAAUCUUACCAGAGGGAAGAUGAAGCUGCAUCAGCUAAAAAAUAA